AUGGAAAUUCGAUGGCAGCACAGUGUCGGGUCGCUUCUGCUUCUAGCGCUGAUAGCGGCAUUCGUAAUCGGGACGGCACAAACAGAACCACAUUCAGAGCUGACGGAAAGCAGUCGGAGCUCCUUUGCCGGGGUAGAAAGCGGCACGCAACCCGGUGCCGGCCACUUUCGAUUGGCAGACGAGCUAAUUGCUGCGCGUGCGGAACCCGGAGCCGACGCGCCGCAGAAGCGGCCGUUGGGCAAGGAAACGAAAAAGUACCGGAAAAAGUACGUGUCCGAAGACGAUUAUCGAAAAUCGAUGCCACGCGUCGAGCGGCAGCCUCCGGCGCACGGAACGGCCGAGCCAGAGGUGACCCAGCAAACCAGUGGCACGGCCAAAUCCAGCGAACCGCACAGCAGAAAGAAGCGCUUGAUCUGGGUUACGGAUGAUGGCCGGUUGGCGCUGCCACCCGGCACUUCCCUGACGAUCGCGCCUACCAUCGCCCUGCCUUUUGUCCGAUAUCCGCCAAGCGGGUUCCUAUCCAACAUAUCCAUCAGUUUGCCCAUAACGAUUGACUUUGAUAAACUGGGGCUCACGGAUAAUCAGAAUCCGCUCGGAGUACUGCCGCCCCUGUUUGCCAGAUCGAUGGGCCAAGCAGCCGGUUCGGCCCUGGCAGACUACGUGUCGGACUACAUGCGUGUGCGGAGACGCAAAAGGAGCCUCCCAGACCCAUCGAAUGAAAACUUCAAGAUCACUACCAACACGCUGGAUGACGAGGGCGAGCUGGCGGUACCACAGCUUCCGUCCGAGCACAAGCACGCGUUUCACGGUGGCGAGAGAGCGUUGCUGUACGUAGUUGUGGAAGAUUUCAUUGCCAAUUUCGGACUGGAUGGAAGAGCGUGUAUGCUCCGUGCCAUAUGUGAGGUGCACUCGAAGUCGAUAGAAAAGUUUGGACUGAUCGGAGAAAUGAUGAAACUGUUCUUUACAGCCUCGUUGUCGCCAUACGCACAGCAUUUAGACGAGUACGUGAUGGCGGAAAAGAUUGGACGUGGCCAGGACGGUCCCGGCGAGUGUUUCCCCUACUACAAGGAUUGUCCGCGAAGUCUGUUCCGGUCGUCGAACAACUUCCAGCACAAGUAUCAUCAACAGCAGCAGGAGCGCCAGGAACAGCCCGACGAGUUGGAACGGGACGAGGACGAGGAUGGCUUCGGUAACGAGAUUCCCAACGAUUCGAGAGAGGCCGAAUUCUUACUGCGGGAACCCCGCGCCAGCAGCUCGCGAAGUAGCAACACCAAAGAAAACACCAUCGUGCAGCUAGAGCAACGUGAUCUCACGGAAAUGGCCAUGUGA
Messenger RNA from Anopheles cruzii, 1329 nucleotides. RefSeq lists its product as uncharacterized. Lineage: Eukaryota; Metazoa; Arthropoda; Insecta; Diptera; Culicidae. The record is from RefSeq and is a predicted model, not a curated record. The coding region runs from base 1 to 1329 and encodes 442 amino acids. The transcript has 4 exons.